Anisakis simplex (herring worm) is the source of this 2238-nucleotide messenger RNA. The record is from the annotation of a GenBank genome assembly. NCBI's taxonomy places the organism in Eukaryota, Metazoa, Nematoda, Chromadorea, Rhabditida, Anisakidae.
AUGAUUAAGGUUUUUGCGUUGAGCUUUCUAAAAGGUUGGGGUGGCGCUGGACCAGAGCAGUCUUUUCUUGGUGGAUCUCGUUCGACCUACAUGCAACCUGGAUGGAAAGGUACGAACUCCGCUGGUCAAGCUGGUAUAGGAGGAGGUUACGGAACAGGAGCGAGCGGUUCUGCAGGUGGGACAGCAGGCUUCAGCGGAGGAUCAGUCGGCGGCGGACGUGGUUUUACUGGUACAGCUGGCAGUGGUAGACCAAGCGGUUUCAGUGGGAUUGGUGGACAGGGCCAAUCAGCUACAGUUGGAGGGGCUAGUGGUAGGGGACAAGGAGGCGCAACUGGUCAAACAGGAAUCAGUGGGUUUGGUGGAACCGGUGGUCCAGCUGGUGGAGGUGGACAGAAUGUUGGAAGCCGAGGAGAACGCACUGGCGGUCCAUCUCAAGGAAGAUACACUGGCGGUCCAUCUCAAGGAAGAAGCACUGGCAGUAUGGAGGGAGCAGGAGGAAAUGCCAGACCAUCAAGGAGAAGCACCUAUGCCACUGGCGUUAUUGCUCAUGGUAUAGCAGGCAGCACCUACGUUAUGGAUAAUCAGCGUGUUCCGCAAACAGGGAAAGGAGGUGCUCAACCACAAGCAACCUCAAAUCAGCCGCGUGGCCCGGAUAAAUUCGUCCAAUCAGAUUACAUCAAUCUGGAGAAGGCCAUCUAUAGACUGGAACGGAAGAACGUUCUAAAGAAAUACGAAGCGAAGACGAUAUUUGCAGAUGAGAUCAAAAAGACUCUCGAUCAACUCGAGGCCACCUUCAAGGAACUCAAAAAGCAGACCGAAAAAGAAAAGGCAGACGUCGAAAACAUUGAACAACCAUCAGUGAGGUCGUUUCUGAAACAGCAAGUACAUUUGCACGUUAUCACUCAAUACAGUGCAUUUCAGGGAACAUGGGAUGAUCGUUUCAACAAAGAACAACGAGAUUAUCUAGAUGCGUUGAAUAAGCAGGAAGUAGCCGAGAAAGUAUCCUAUCGUUUCUCAGAUCUACAUGAAACCUACAAAAUUGAGGAGAUGGAUGGUGCAAGAAAGCAGUAUGAGAGAGCGGCUCGAAUCGCUGAAAUUUAUAAACAACAAUGUGACAACUUGAAAGAAUUGUACGAGAAGCAGGAUGAAAUGCUGAGUAAAUACAAAAUUCCAUUUUCGUUCCACUCCCAUCGUCUCAAUUCCUACUCAGUUGAUGUAAAAUUACGUGUUAAAUACGAUUUAGCCACAAUAUUCGGUUCCGAUUACGCCAGUGAAAAGGAAAACCGAUUGGAAGCUGCUCUGGACGAUGCUACUGAUUGGCAACAACGCGUCUCAUUGGCCAAGUUCAAAUGGACCAAUGGACGGGUGCUGCUUGUCCAUGCUUGUACACAAAUGGCGUUCGGUAUAGCCAGAUGGUCUGAGCUUGAACAAAUGGAUCCGAGCAAUACAAGGAUGAGAUAUUUCGCGGCCGCUGAAGCAAGAAACAAUUUCAUCGCAGCAGCACAAAACGUUCAAUCGUGCAGAGUUUAUUUGGGCAAAGUUCAGUUCCCAUAUUGCACUGAAGAAGAAAUGUCAACGAUGAAUGAAACGCUAAAUAGCGCAUUCAGUGAUAUCCAAUCAAAUAGUACACUGAAAAAGGCGCUCGACGUUUACAAGAACGUUCAUAAAAAGUUAGCCUCUCUUUUGCAAUGGUUCGAUAAGGUGAUCAACGAUACAAUUUUGAAGGAUCUGGAAAAGGCGGAUAAUGAGAUUGCAAAGAAACAAAAACAACUGCGAGAGGAACGUUUAGCGUUGAUGAAGAAAAAGGUUAAAUCGGAAAUGAGUCGUGACUUGAAGAUCGUUUAUGAUGAAGGCGAUAGUGAAGAUGAUUUCGAAGCUGAAAUUCUCGCUUUGGAGGCAGAAAAAAUAGAUAAUAACGAAGAACAACCAGGAAAUGAUCUGUCUGAAAUACUCAAUUUAUCUCAGCCGGAUGGGCGUCAAUCCUCACCAGUCCCACGUUCGAAACUAGCUCCAAUACCUGAUAAAGACGCCUUGUUUGGAGACGUAAAGCAAAAACUGGAUGAAUAUGACAACACAAGAAAAGCGCUUGAGAAGAGAAACAAUUUACAGCGUGAAAAACAUCAGAUCGAACUUCAGGAAAAGAUUCGCAUUCGAUCGCAGAACGGGCGUCGCAGUCGUGCACAACGCAGAGAUUCCAUUAUGCCAGUUGAAGAUGUGGUCCCUCCUGUUGAUGCAUGA